Molecule: messenger RNA, 2472 nt
Organism: Cyprinus carpio (common carp)
Lineage: Eukaryota; Metazoa; Chordata; Actinopteri; Cypriniformes; Cyprinidae
Product: serine protease HTRA3-like
Exons: 8
Coding region: 432-1430 (332 amino acids)
Biological process (GO): proteolysis
Cellular component (GO): extracellular region
Molecular function (GO): protein binding; serine-type endopeptidase activity
Source: RefSeq, a predicted model, not a curated record
GCUUUUUACAUACACUUCAUAAAAUGUAUUUAGGUAAUGCGAAUACCAUUCUAAUCUGAGGUGUCUGUUCUGUACUUGAGUAGCCUAAUGACUGUGUCUUCUGCUCUUCUCUCUUACCUUGCACUGUCUGAUUAUAUUUUGCCUUCAAAAACAUAUAGCGGGGUUAAGUUAGUUUUGGAUAUUCGUGACACAUUCAGAGAUAAACGGCAAUAAAUAUUAUCCAGCACUGUAUUUUAAAAUGACAUAACACAAAGACCACAAGGAAGAGUAUACUAGACUUACGUUAACCUCAGGAAUUUUCAUAUCAAACGCAUACACGUCAUUAGCCUACAUCAGCGCGGGAUGCACUCUAUGGAAAAACCUCACAGAGAAUUAAAGUCGUAGCUGAUUGAACAAACUAGACACCUGAACUGUACUCGGAAACCGACGGAAUGCAGGUCAUUCUGUUUGCAGCUACAGUGCUCUUUACGCACGACCUCGCCGUGGCUGAGUCGAAGACGAAAUGUCCAUCCAAGUGUGAUGUGAGUAAAUGCCCGAGCCCGAGAUGUCCGAGCGGGUAUGUGCCCGACCACUGCAGCUGCUGUCUGGUGUGCAGCCAGGGCGAGGGCGCGCCGUGCGGGAGGAAGGAUGAUGCUCCGUGUGGCGACGGGCUACAAUGUAGAUUUACAGCCGGUAAGCGACUUUCCAAAGGUGUUUGCCAGUGUAAGACAACUCACAGAGUGUGUGGCAGCGACGGAAAGACCUAUGGGAACGUGUGCAGGAUGAGGGUAGCCGCGCUAAAAGCGCAACAGCGAGGGCUCCCCGAGAUAACCCGAGCGCACAAGGGUCCAUGUGGACCAUCAAGCUCAGGUCCUGCACAUCUGAACAGCCCAAGAUACAAGUUUAACUUCAUCGCUGAUGUCGUGGAGAAGAUUGCCCCUGCUGUGGUACAUGUUGAGCUCUUCCUCAACCAUCCGCUGUUUGGUCGUCAUGUACCUCUGUCAAGCGGUUCUGGAUUUAUAAUGACACAGUCCGGUCUGAUUGUGACCAAUGCUCAUGUGGUUGCUAGCAGCGCACCAGUCACAGGCCGUCAGCAUCUGCGAGUGCAGCUAUACGAUGGCAAGACAUACGAAGCCUCCAUCAGAGACAUUGACAAGAAGUCUGAUAUUGCCACUAUCAAAAUUAACCCAAAGAAAAAAUUACCAGUGUUAUCACUGGGUCAGUCUGCUGACCUGAGGCCUGGUGAGUUUGUGGUUGCCAUUGGCAGUCCAUUUGCGCUUCAGAACACAGUCACAACAGGCAUCGUCAGCACAACACAGAGAGAUGGAAAAGAGCUCGGCAUCCAUGACUCUGACAUGGACUACAUCCAAACUGACGCUAUCAUCAAUGUAAGACAAAAGAGAAUGAUGUUUACAGGCUACAACAACUGUUUAAAAGUUUGUUUUGGCUGAAUUUGAUUCUCUCUUUCCAUUUUUAUUCAUCAACAAUGGGAAUAUGGAAACUCAGGAGGUCCGCUUGUUAAUCUGGACGGUGAGGUGAUCGGAAUAAACACACUAAAAGUCACUGCAGGGAUCUCUUUUGCAAUUCCAUCAGACCGAAUCAAUAAAUUCCUUGAUGAAUCUAAUGAUAAACAGCAGAAAGAUGUAAAAGUCCCAAAGAAAAGAUUUAUUGGAAUCAAAAUGGUCACUUUAACAGAGAACCUAGUCCAGGAGUUAAAAUGGUAUAAUCCAGACUUUCCAGAUAUCAGCAGAGGAAUUCUUGUCCAUGAAGUUGUCCCAGACUCCCCAGCUCAGAAAGGUGGGCUCGAAACAGGUGAUAUUAUAGUGAAGCUAAACGGCCAUCCUUUGGUCAACACUGGAGAACUACAGGAGGCGAUACAGGAAGACAUGCCCCUCCUUCUGGAAGUGCGGCGUGGUAGUGAUGACCUACUGUUUAACAUUGAGCCUAAUAUCCUCAUGCAGUGACAACGUCAGAGAUAGGGAACCAGAGGAGUGAUCAGAAGGACAAGCACAAUUGAAGCAGAUUGCUAGAGACUUAAGUGUGCUUGAGUUUCUACAGAUGAAUGAAGUUAUAGGAGCAAAUGUCAUUGCAUCUGGGUUUCAAAUGAAAAUGGAGGAAAAAAGAAUUGCCAACCAAACCACUUCUGACCAUUUUUAAAAAAUUGUCUCAUAAAUUUAAUUUCCUUCAAGACUGAGUUGGUCUGACUGAGAGAUCAAUAAUCAUUUAGAAAAAUAAAAUACAUUGUAUACAUAGGCUACUGAAUGUUUUUGGCACAUGAAGUGUAUUAUUUUAAAUGUAAAUGAUACUGUUGCUUACAGAAAAUAAGACCAGUCACAGUGUUCUUUGCACACAGCUUUUGUCUAGGCAAUGGCUGAUAUUGUUUAUUUUAUUGAAAGCAUAAUAUUUGUAAAAUGAAUUUUGAUAAGUGACUCAGAUAUUAUUUUUUAAAGUUGACAAAGUCUCUGACACUGUUAUAAUUUACAAUUGACUUUA